Prunus persica (peach) is the source of this 3249-nucleotide messenger RNA. RefSeq lists its product as uncharacterized. The transcript has 4 exons. Bases 184 to 2469 code for a protein of 761 amino acids. The record is from RefSeq and is a predicted model, not a curated record. Lineage: Eukaryota; Viridiplantae; Streptophyta; Magnoliopsida; Rosales; Rosaceae.
UCUUUUUGUUUUUCCUUCCGCAAUUUCCCUCCCUUUCUCGCUCUCAGACGUCUGGAGGCGCGAAUCUCUUUCAAGUCUCUUCCUCUCUCAUUCUCACACUUACCUAACGCCUAGUGAUUUUCGAAGCAUAAAUACUUCUUCUGUUAUCUAUCGUGGCUCUCUCAAUCUCACCAGAGAACGGUCAUGGAAAGAUAUUUUAAAAGGAAAUCAACGGUCAUGGAGUCAUCAUCGCCUCCAAACGAAGUUGUUAAUAGUUCAAAACAAGCUUGCUUGGAAAUCAACUUGGAAGAUCUCCCUCUUGAUCCUGGACUACGCACUCGAAUUUGGGAUUACCAUCCUAAUGUUCGAGAUCAAGUUCGAAGGGCUUAUCUGCAAAAAGGUCCUUUUCAGCCCCGAAACCAUUCCUUCCCCCAGAGGAAUCUUAGUGGAGGGCCAAGAAGGUUCAUUCCUGCUUGGUUUGAUGAAUUUCCUACUUGGUUGAAAUAUAGUGUAGCAAAAGAUGCUGCUUAUUGUUUCUGUUGCUAUCUUUUUAAACCAAAUACUGGAGAACAAGCAGGCAGUGACUCUUUUGUUGGCAAAGGGUUUUCAAAUUGGAAGAAGAAGAGUGAAAGGUUACAAGGUCAUGUUGGAGGACCGAUGAGUGCCCACAACCAAGCUUGGAGCAACUGUAAAGCUUUUUCAAAGCAAAUCGAAGCUCAAACUGAAUAUAAAACUCUUUUGGGUGCAUCAGUUAAUUGCAUGAGAUUUCUUUUGCGACAAGGGCUUCUGUUCUAUGGAGAUGAUGAAUAUGAAGAUUCAAACAACCAAGGAAUGUUUGCUGACCUUUUGAGAUUACGAUGUAAUUAUGAUGAGGAUAUAAAAGCUGUCACAUUGAACAAUGCUCCCUUAACCCUGAAGUUGACAUCAUCUGAUACUCAGAAGGACAUUGAAAUUGCUAUUUCGACGGAAAUCAUCAAUGCAAUCGUUAGAGAUAUUGGUGAUUCAUUAUUUUCCAUUCUUAUUGAUGAGUUUCAUGACAUGUCUUCACAGGAUCAGAUGGCUAUUGUAUUACGUUUUGUAGAUAAAGGUCAUGUAAUUGAGCGUUAUUUAGGUAUUGUGCAAGCUACCGACGACACCGCUGUUUCGCUUAAGGGGGCGAUUGAUGAUUUCUUUUCUACUCAUGGAUUAAGCAUGGCUAAGUUACGGGGGCAAGGUUAUGGUGGGACAAGUAAUAUGCAAGGUGAGUUGAAUAAUCUUAAGAUGCUUAUAGUGAAGGCGAAUGAGUGUGCAUUUUACGUCCAUUGCUUUGCUCAUGAUCUUCAUUCAACUCUUAUAGCCAUGUCAAAGAAUCAUUUAGAAAUUGUGGGUCUUUUUUCUUGGGUUGCUAAGGUGGUGAAUGUUGUUGGAGAAUUUGUUGAAUGUCGUGACACUCUUCGGGAGAAACAUGGUGUUUUAGUUUUUGAAGCACUCAAUACCAGCGAGAUUUUAAGUGAACAAGGUCUAAAUGAGGUUAGCUCCAAAUUUAAGACUUUGAUAAGCUUGUUUACCAUGUUCUCAUCCGUGAUAGAUGUACUUGAGGUCAUAGCAGAGUUUGGAUUAGAUUCUGAACAGAAAUCUAAAGCACGGGUUCUAUUGGGUCCCCUCCAGUCAUUUGGUUUUAUUUUUAGUCUUCAUAUGAUGAUAAACAUUUUGCGAAUCACAGAUGGUUUGUCACAAGCAUUACAAAAAAAUGAUCAGGAUAUUGUGAAUGCCAUGAACCUAGUGAGAGUAUGUAAAGAACAAUUGCAAGUGAUGAAGGAGAGUGGUUGGGAUUCAUUACUCAAUGAGGUUUCUUCAUUUUGUCAAAAGCAUGAAAUUGAAGUGCAUAACAUGGAUGAUAGGUUUCUUACUCGAGGGAAAAAAAGAGAUCAGGUGAUCACAAACAUGCAUUAUUAUCGUGUUGAGUUGUUUUGUACUGUUAUAGAUAUGCAAAUUCAAGAGCUAAAUGUUCGUUUCACUGAAAUGAAUACAGGGUUGCUUCUUUGUGUGGCAUGUUUGAAUCCGAGUGAUUCAUUCUCUGCUUUUGACAAACAAAAGUUGAUUUGUCUUGCUCAGUAUUAUCCAAAUGACUUUUCUACACUUGACUUAAUGAUACUUGAAGAUCAGCUUGAGAAGUACAUUAUGGACAUGCGUUCUAGCAUUGAGUUUUCAGGAUUGAACGGGAUCGCUGAUCUUUCACAAAAAAUGGUUGAGACCAAAAAAGACUCUGUUUUCCCAUUAGUUUACUUGCUGUUGACAUUGGCACUUAUCUUACCAGUUGCAACUCCCAGGGUAGAUAGGGUGUUUUCUGCUAUGAAUAUUGUGAAGAAUCGAUUACGCAACCGAAUGGAAGAUGAAAGGAUGAAGGAUAGAUUGAUUCCAUAUAUUGAGACAGACAUUCUUGAUAGUAUCGACGAUGAGGUUAUUAUGCAACGAUUUCAAAAUAUGAAAAAUCGUCCAUGUCAGUUAUAAUUGUAAUGAGUGGAUCUUUUAUCAAUGAAUACCGAUGUUUUUGGUUUUUGGUUUUUUUGAGUUUUCAACUGUUUUUUUUUUCCUUUCUUGUUUUAAAAUAUUGUUAGUAUACUUUGCAUCCCUAGAAAGUGAGUAGGUUCAACCAUGACUUCUUGUUCAAGAAAUAACGAACAUGGUGACUGCCGAACAAGUUACAGGUUUGUGUCAAGAAGUAACAUAAUCGCAUGGUUUGCCACUCUCUCGAAUUUAGCAAGAGGCAAGUACUGCUAUAUGAGAAAAAAAAAACCAGAAGCAUUUUAUCUAUAUCCUCUGGUAUCAGAAUUUAGUGGGAGUAUGCAAGAUGAAUUUCAUUUUGAUCGUACUCUGAUUUCUGGUGUCUUGUUGUCCUUUCUCUACAGACUUUUAUUAGCAUAACACGAACCUGAAAAUGGGAGACCCAGCUGAUACUAUAGCAGUCUUAAUCUGUUGUGUAGCUGUGGUCUUCUAGGUAGUGUACUAGCUCAUACUAGAUAUUAUAUCUCAGGAUGCCAAGUGGUGCCACUCUGUUUUUUACAUCUUGAAGACCAGACAAUAUGCAGGGGAUGAAAUCAAUGAUGUUUCGGCUGCAAUUCAAGAUUGACAACGCCUGUAUUGGUGGCAAGGCACAGAAACAGAGUGAAGUGACUCGGAAUGAACAAUUUCAUGCAUCAUGCAAAGGAAGCCAUUGAUUGGAGUGAGUUUUUCAAAGCUCAAUAAGUAGGCUUUUGGGAUGAAGAGCUGGGCUUCAAAGGGUGCUACAUC